This is a messenger RNA of Anastrepha obliqua, 6402 nucleotides long. RefSeq names its product ubiquitin carboxyl-terminal hydrolase Usp2 (gene Usp2). Lineage: Eukaryota; Metazoa; Arthropoda; Insecta; Diptera; Tephritidae. The record is from RefSeq and is a predicted model, not a curated record. Gene Ontology annotation, biological process: protein deubiquitination. Gene Ontology annotation, cellular component: cytoplasm. Bases 621 to 4361 code for a protein of 1246 amino acids. The transcript has 9 exons. Gene Ontology annotation, molecular function: cysteine-type deubiquitinase activity.
UUUGAUCUCCUCUUCCCCCUCUGAAAAUACAGACAAACCAAAAAAAGGCUAAAUAACAAAACAAAAAAAAAAACAAAAAAAACAAUAUACUAACAAACAAAUAGCAGAAGCAAACGUAAAAGUAAAAAGUAAAAUAUAGAGAAAAACAAAAUGUGUGCAAUUCACGCGAAAAAUCCGACAAAAAUUCCCAUUGAAAAAAAAUUAUACUACAUAUAAUUAAGAGGUGCGCGCAACAACACUGUGAGCAACAAAGUAACGGAAAAAUUAAAAAUAAAAUAAACAAAUCAAAAAGUGACAAACACUUUAAAAAUAAGGCGAAUCUCCAAAUAAACAAAAAAUAAUAACAAAGAAUCUUAAUUAACGUGAAACGUCAAAGCAAAAUAAUAACGAGGCGUAUAAUUAAUUGAAUACCUUCCACAUUCCACACUAGAUUCUUAUGGCGUAGCGAGUAAGGCAAAUAAUAAAUAAAUGAAAAUUAAAAAAAUUGUGCAAAUAUUCUAAAGUACAUAAAGCAAACCGAAAAUAGUAUAAAGGUGUGUAGAAAAUAGAAAAGAAGUGUGAAGAAGAAUAGUAAAUUAACUGCAUGGAAAAAUUUUCAAACAAAAUAUUCGAAAAAUAUAAUGAUAGAUAUUAAUAAAAUAGCAAACAGUUUUGAAAAAUUUCCAUCGCUCAAACAAAAAUGUGGUGACCAUGCUGCUGUAUCAGUGCAGCAGCAACAAAAACAACAACUGACCAACUCCAAUAAUAUCACCCACAAAGCAGUAGCAGCAGGAACGGAACCAAAAGCCGCAGCUAAAAACUUGAAAUUAUCAAUUAAAAACACAAAAACAACAACAAAUACUAAUACAUCCGUUGCAAAGGGCAAGGCGGAAGCAGACCGGAAAUUUCCCCUUCUCGGUAGGCGUGCUGCUUCCGUCAGCAGCACGCGCAACAUCAAAGGCGGCAAUAAUAAUAGUAAUAGCAACAACAACGGCCACAAUAAAACCAAUAAUAGCUACGACAACAAUCCGGUGCGCGCCGCCAAUAAGCCGUUCUUUCUGGUACCGCAAUUCCAAGAUCAAAACUUUUUGAAGGAGGAAUGUGAAUUGGCACAUGCGCAAGUUGCACCACCAAACGAUCAGAAGCGACAACAUCAUAAAAGUGGCGUACCGGCCAUUGACCGUGUAACUGUACACAACGGCGAACUUAAUAAUAUUAAAAACAACAACAAUACCAAUAUUAGUAAUCACAAUAGGUUGAAUAGCGUCGACUUGGCCAAAAUUAAUAACAACAUCAACAUCCGCAGCAACAAUUCCUAUUCUAUAAACUGCAUUAUCGGUGGCAAUAGUCGACCAAAAACAGCAACAGCAGCGUUGGCGGCGGUAACAACUAAUGGCAUGCGACGCAGCGGUGGCGUCACCGCCAACCCUAGCGUCAACAUCAGCCAGCAUCAUCACCAUCACGUCAGUUCAGCGUCUGCGUCAGCGGCGGUGGCGACAACAACGACGACGGCGACGGUGGCGUCGACACUAAAUGCCACUUCGUCAAAAAGUGCCGCAAUUGAUACCACCGUCCACAAGGUCGACAUUGUUUUCAAUAAUCGGCUGCAGAAUCAAUUGAACGGCAGUGGCCGUUUUGUUGCGUCCAAAAGUCCGAAACAGGCGCAGCAGCAUAUGUUCAACGUUUCGCGUCCGCUCACCAGUACAACACUAAUCGCUACAACAACAGCGCGCACAACACCAACAACCACCACAGUUGGUGGUGGCGUAUCUGCGGUGCCAGCGACUAAGCUAAGUAACGGCCAAAUUAAAUUGGUGCGUCCGCUAGUGCACCGCACCAUUCCAUCGACUGCGGUGGCUGUUGUGAACGCCGCGGCAACGCGCGACAACGUCAACGCUUACUCCAAUAAGCUGUUCAAUAGUUACGGAAGCAACAGCAAUCGUUUUAGCAAUAAUAACAAUAAUAAUAAUAACAACGGCGUUGGCGUCGUCGGUAACGUCAACGGCAGCAAUAAUAAUAUUUGUAGCAAUAGCACAGGAGGUAGUGCCAACGGUGUCAACGGCAUGCAGCAUACGCUAGAGCACGACGAUAUUAAGUAUAUAGAUAGCGAUGACGCGCCGACUACGAUGGCACAUGCUUCCGCAGCCACUGCCACUACAACCACAAGCGGUGGCGCGCAGUCGGAGCGGAAAACGCAACUGCGUUGUGAGCAGUUGUGUUGUCAGCAUACCAAUAGCGCGACGCCUGCAACAGCCACGCUUGCAAGUGCUGGUGGUAGUGGUAGUGGCAGUGGUGGUGCGCCACUCAAGUCGCGCAUGCGUCCUAAAUCGACCAUUAUAUGUUCAACAAGCAAUCUCGUUUUCGAGAAAAUCAACAACUACAAGUAUGCCAACGGCAGCGCUGGCGGUGGCGGCAGUAGUGCGGCCAAAUUUGUCGCCGAAGCAGCUGCAGCGCGCCGGCAUGAGCUCCGGCACAGCAUCGAUUCAAAUAGUAUCAGGGCCUCCAUUGAGAAGUUCGAUAGUUUUAGUGAGCAUAAACGCACUGGAGUCGAUCAAGUGACUCUGCGCUCACAUGGUGGCAGCGGUAGUACCAGUAAUUUACAGCAUCACCGCCACAGCGGCAGCGAAUUUGAUCACGCCACCGGUAGCGGCAGUUUACUGAGACUAGCGCAAAGCGGUGGUGGUUCGUUAACAAGAGCGCCCUACCGUACGGUGUCGCCUUCGCCAGCAUCAGCCUGUAAAGUAACUGCCACAAUGCAUGGACCGGCGUUGGCGGCCUGUUCGACUGGGUCGUCUUCAUCGUCCACACGCACCAUGAAUAGUAGUAGCUGCGCCAGCAGCACUAAUAGCUUGCCAAUGAAAAGUGUUGGGAGUGUUGUUGCUGCCACAACCACAGCUGCUGCCGUUGCCACCAAUCGUCAUCAAGAAGUGUCGCUUUUGCGUACGUCGGAACGCACCGCUCCUACCGCGUUGUUGCAUAACAAAGAUGCAGCGCCACCAACAAAGCAGGCGGAAGCGAAAAUGAUGAAUGGCGAUGUGAAGAAGUGUGCGAACGCGGAGACGAACGGUGUGUGCGAUGGCGCCGCCGGAGAUGUCGAAAGUAUUCGCAGCACAGCCCUCAGGAGUAUACCUCCACCGCCACCGUCGCCUACAGCAUCACGUUAUUGGGACCGUGAUAGUCGCACAACAACGUCAUCUGCGCUCUCCUCGUCCCCAUCGUCGACGACCAAUUACAUAGACGAUGUGAGCAAGUCGAAGUCGAGCGAUGAAAAUAGCGAAGGUUUGUGCGGGCUGAGAAAUAUCGGAAAUACUUGUUUUAUGAACUCUGUCAUUCAGUGCCUGAGUCACACAAGCGAAUUAACGAAAUUCUUGCGAACAUAUAAUGGCUCACGUUCCGCAAGUUCGAAGGAUCAACAAAUCUUGCAAGAGUUUUCUAAACUGAUUCGCGAGAUGUGGACCAGCAAUGUGCAUAGUGUCACGCCAAUGGACCUGAAGCGCGCAUUUUCCUCCAAACAUCGCAUGUACAGUGACUAUAACCAGCAGGAUGCACAGGAGUUUCUGCGUUUCUUUCUUGAUUCCCUGCAUAGCGCGCUCAAUUCGGGUGUAAAAGGCGAACAUUUGAAAAUCGACGAUAACCUUAGCGACAAUAAAAAGGCCGAUCUAACGUGGGAAUGGUACUCCCGUCACGAAAACUCUCUCAUACGCGACCUCUUCGUCGGCCAGCUAAAGAGUACAUUACGCUGUACCACCUGUGGCAAUACGAGCGUCACCUUCGAUCCGUUUUGGGAUUUGAGUGUAUCGUUGCCGUCAUCGUCGCGUUGCAAGCUAGAAUCUUGCCUCGAUUUAUUUAUUCGCGAAGAGGUAUUGGAUGGCGAUGAAAUGCCAACCUGUGCGAAAUGUCGCCAACGAAGAAGAUGUACGAAAAGCUUUACCAUACAACGAUUUCCCAAAUACUUGGUUAUACAUUUGAAGCGCUUCUCGGAGACUCGUUGGAGCAAGUUGUCUAACAUUGUCGAAUUCCCGACUGGUGAACGAGAAUUGAAUAUGGCCUCAUACGGAUCGAACCCCAAUACGAAUAUAUACUAUUCACUGUAUGCGAUUUCAAAUCAUAUGGGUUCAACCGCUGGUGGUCAUUACGUGGCGUUGUGCAAACACCCGGUCUCAAGAAAGUGGCAUGAGUUCAACGAUAAUAUUGUAAGCGAUACGCUGUCCGAAAAUAAUCUAGUUUCAUCCAGUGCCUAUAUACUGUUCUAUGAGCGAGCAAAAACGGAACUGGCCAUGGACGCUGCUACAACAAAACAUAAGAAAAGAGUGCAAAAGAAUGGCAAACAUAAUGGAAAAUAUUAUAGGAAUGCUUUGAACAAUACAAGAGCGUUUGGUUGAAAGUAUGGUCGCCACGGUUCAACAAAGGCCCUUAAUAAACAACUCGCAUCUAAUCACCCAUUUAACAAACUGCUACUUAUCUACUCCAAUAAUACCUACUCUUAUUUUUUAUCUUGUACUAACGUCCAUAUACUACCAUGCAUGCAUACAUAAUUACUACUAAAACACAUUUCUAAAACUAUUUAUGAUACUAUCUAAUACUGCAGAAAAUUCUAUCCUACACUAAUGGCAUAUUUUAUAUGCGAAAAAAAAGAACCUAAAUCAAACAAAAAAGUUGCAAAAAGACUCCGUUUCCUACUACAACUACUCUACACUUGAAACUAUGACAAAGAAAAAUCAUACAGCGUGCAACUUGUAACACAUUUUUUCUCUUAAGUAGUUGGUUGGAGUACCAACAAUGUGACGAUGAUGAUUUUUACAAGCCAAAAUUUGUAAAUCUCUACGUGUAAAUGUGCAAUUUUCGAUCGAGUCCAAAGAUAUAUACAAAUAUGCAUAUAAUAUAUAUUAUAUGUAUAUACAAUAUGUAUAGAUACUGUACUUGUAUAAAUGUAAAAAGGAACAAAGCAAAAAGAAAAAAAUAUGUGCUGAUAUACUAAAAAUAGUAAAGAGGGAAAUUAAAUCAAAUAACAGUGUGUGCAAGCGAUUAACUAAAAGCGAAUCGUUUUAUGUAAUAAUUGGAUUUAUUUUUUAUAAGCUUUGUGUAUGUGUGUAUAUGCUUGGACACUAAAGGAAAUAAAGUCGUAUAUAACCAUUGUAGAAGUCGACUCUAUUUCGUUUAUUGGUGGGGCUCUGUAGAUAGUUAUGUACAUGUGCAUGUAGGUAUGCAUAUUAGACAAAAUUGGUUUUAUUUUAAGUGUUUGAAUUUAUAUUUAGUUUUUAAACGAAAUGUAGUAACACUUGAGUGCGCUUUGUUUUUAUUACUAAUAAACAAUAAUGUAAAAAAUAAGAGUAUAGCGAUGCAGUCUAAAUGGUGCAGUAAAAAGCAAACGCAUAAUAAACAAUGAACUCGGAUAAACAAAAUGAAUAAAGUAAAUAAAAUUGAUAAUAGGGAAUGUUGCAAAUUUUCAAUAACACUUAGGCUAGUGUGCAGGAGUUAAAAUUUCAAUUAUACAUAUAUGUAUAUAUGUAAUAUACUAACAUACAUAUGUGCAUAUUUGUGUUAUUAAAUCUAUUUAUGUAUAUUUAUGUGCACAUCUCCGAUAGACGAUUUAUAUGACAGCUUAAUGAAAUGCUAAUGAAAUAAGUUUUAACGCUUGCAAAAAAUGAAAAAAAGAAAGCUAGUCCUAAAAUGAACACAUUAACGUUAGUAAAACUAAAAAAAUAUUAAAUUAUACUUGUACACUGAAAAGUUGCAAACAAGUCUAACUGAAAAAAUUAAAUAAAUUAAAUAAGAAGUUUGCCGGUUGUUUGAUUGGACCGCCGACCUUGAGCAGAAAAUUUAUAAAAUUUCGCCUUUAGGUUAAGUGAAAUUUAAAGAGAAAUAGUUUUAUAAAAAAUGAAAUAAUUAAAAAAAAAAUAUAUAAAAGGUACUACAUGAGUAACAACAACAACUAUGGCUGCAGAUGGCGAUUCAAUUAGUAGGAAAAAGUAAAAUAUUUUCUUUUUUCUCACUAAAUUUUGUACAACAUAAACAACACAACACAACAAAAAACAGUACACCUAACUACACGUGCAGAGCACACAUACAUAGGGUGGUGCUUACCUAACAUGUGUGUAUAUUCAGGUAUAUGGAAAUAUGUAUAGAAGCCAAUUACGAGUAAUACUCCAACAACAAAAACUAUUAAGGUCACACCCAUAUUGGUAAAGAAAAAGAGACUAUUUUGCAAAAAAGGAAAAAAAUGCAGCUGAAAAAAAAUUUGAUCCUCCCAAAUGUCAACCAAACAGUUUGGGAUCAUCUAAUCAUUAUGUGCAAUUGCCAAUAAAAAGCGAACAUAACACUCACAUAUACACUUAUAUAUGUAAGCUAAAUACACCUCUACUCACACUAAAAACAAAAAAAAAAAAAAACAGGAAAAAGAAGCCUAUUUAUAAUAAAGCAAAA